CACAACCUCGGCGAUCGUUGACUAUUGGAAAAACUACGUAAAUGUGGAGAACAAAAAAAGGGAAAACGAAUACACAUCCGCUCAUAACAGAUCUUUACUUUGCAAGAUUUUUUCUCCGUCCGAUAAUUGUGUUACUGCUCGCAAUUUCCCGUUCACUGGCAUAUAAUGGGCGCCUACAAGCCGAGGACGAAUAACGAGUGGGGGUUUCUGGGGGCGAUAGCAGGGCAGACAGUGUGCGCUACGGUACUUGACGUUGUGGUGCUGUGGAAAUAUUUUGGCUGGGUUACGCCCUUGGUUUACCAGGUACCACGGUCGUAUUCAAUACCAGUCAAUUGUGGAUUGCUGCUCCUCGCAGUCAUCUACCAAGCAAUUCUAACAUUGGAUUCACUACGCACACGAAACAAUGUACAGAUGUAUAACAUAUGCAUUUGCAACAUCCUGCUACUCGUGCUCACGAUUAUGAGCUACGAGCAAACCAGUCAAGUGAUCACUGGACUAUCUACUGCCCGCGCGAUGGGGACUACGCCACUGGUAAACUUAUCGAUCGACCUAUGGGCCAACGUGAGCCCAGUUCUGCUUUCAUCAUGUGUAGUCACCGGCAUUGUUUCUAUUGCUUUAUUUUUCUAUGGCUAUAAGCUACACAAGGAGUUCGCAUGGGCCAUCUACAGGCAUGUUAGUGGAAGCCGACAGAUGAGGCAGAAAUUUCUUGCAUACAAGGUCUUAAUAGUGAUGGUAAAGAUGGAGCUUUAUCUAUUCAUCGCUUUUCUUGUGCUCUACGGCCUUGUCGACGUGCAUUUUGAAGUGCCUGAAUUUCCCUUGACUGUAUGCCUGCUGCUAGCUGAGCUAUUGCAGUUCGGUCUUGGACCUUACUUCAUGAAAACUGAAAAUGUUUCAGGGGCUCUGGUGGUUAUAGUUCUUCGGGUAGCGCAAAUCGCGUACCUUAUCAGUCGAAUUGUUUUGCUCUGCGGUCACGGCCCCCGGGCAAAUACCCCCAUGAAGAACGAAAUGAUGCUCUAUGCAUGCUCUUCAUUGGCAUUUAAUGCUAUCAUAUGCGUUAAUUCUGUGCUAUGCACUUUGAAUUUUGGUCAUGGGCUUAAACCGCUUCUUGCCGGGGAAACCAAGGAUGCGAGAGAGUCAUAUCAGUUCCAUAACUUGGGAUAUGAACCCGUGCAUCAGUUCCCAAAGUCACCUCGCUUCGAUUUGGAAUAG
Periconia digitata is the source of this 1209-nucleotide messenger RNA. Lineage: Eukaryota; Fungi; Ascomycota; Dothideomycetes; Pleosporales; Periconiaceae. The record is from the annotation of a GenBank genome assembly.